This is a messenger RNA of Morus notabilis, 1275 nucleotides long. RefSeq lists its product as uncharacterized. Bases 1 to 1275 code for a protein of 424 amino acids. The transcript has 2 exons. The record is from RefSeq and is a predicted model, not a curated record. NCBI's taxonomy places the organism in Eukaryota, Viridiplantae, Streptophyta, Magnoliopsida, Rosales, Moraceae.
AUGGCAAUGAAGAGCGUCAAUAUCUCAAAGCAGAAGCAGGAGGUCUCUGUGCCGAAACCCAUUCCAAGGAAGAAUCCCAAGAAACCACUAAGUCCAUGUCAUUCUAAUUCGAUUAUUACUACGCCUUUGCAUAACCAAAGCCAAAGCCAAAGCCAGAGCCAAGGAGAUGAGUGUAAAAAUACUCCUCCAGUUCAGCCGUCGGUGUCUCCAGAACUAAUAAUAGAAUCUAAAACCAAAACUCCCGCUUCUACUUGUUACGGAGCAGGCAACGUCCAUGUCCUUUCUGGCGUCUCUGACAAAAGGAAGUGCCGUCCUACAGGCCUUCUUCUUGCUGCUCCAACUGCAAACAAUCUCAAUAAUUGUAAGCUUUCUUCGUCUUCUUCUUCUUCUUCUUCUUCUUCUUCCUCUUCUUAUUGUUUAUUCCCACCUUUACCUGCUCAAGCUUCAAUGCAUUGGCUUUCAUCACCUUCUACUGAGACUCUCUCUGUCCUUUCAUCAACUUCUAUUGAGACUACUACUACCACCUCUGAACAUAUCUCUAUCAACUCCCCUGCUGCUCAGACUCACUUUCAUGAAUCCUUGGAGUUGGAGGACCUUUUACCUUCUUUUAGUUUCAAAGCUUGUCAUCUUAACUCCCCAUUCUCCACAGAUUCUGAUCCUCAUUCAUUAGGUAGCGGAAAUGUAAUUUGUACCCCUGAAUCUGACAACACUUGUGCUACAUAUGCUAAGAAAAACAAGGUCGAUUCUCAGCUCAUCACUUCACUCGCUGAUGCUCUUCGGAUCUCAACCUUAAUGUCUCCCAACACCAUUGAACCACCAAUCAAAGAUGAGAACAACGAAACCAACAGCAUUGCUUUCAGUAGUUUCCAAUUUGAUUCCAUUACUGCAUCUUGCUCGACACUGGGGAAUGAGAGGUUAUCAUGGAGAGAAGAACAAGGAUUGAUUUCUGAGAUGGAUGAAUUUGAUUGUUGCGUAUGUUUAUCCGAUGAUGACCACAAUGGCAACUACUCCGAUGACCUUUUCCAAUUUUGUGAAGGUUCUAAUAAUGUUCAUGAUGCAGCUAAAUCUGACUCUUGCUCUCCUAAAAAAAUUUUGGGUAAGGAAACAAGGGUUGAAGAGAAAACUGGUCAAGAAUUAGAAAACUACCCUUCUGGAGGACCCCCUCAAUUAUCAUCUUCUUGUGCUGAGUCCAUAAGCAUCGACGGAGGCAGACUGCUCACUUCUGCGGAUUCAGAUUGGGAUUUGUGCUUCAAGAAGGAUUUGUUCCGAGUAUGA